AGGCUAUUGAACUGUAGUCUUGUAAAUAGAUACUUAAACGCAAGCAAAUCGAAUAAAUAUAUCAAAAACAACAAUCAAAUUUAAAUCGAACAACAUGUGCCGAUUCAUCGCUAUCGUAAUUGCAGCCGUUCUCACCUCAUACAGCACCUUCGCUGCAUUCUUCGGAAUCUUUAGUACUGAGUGGUGGACAGGUGCCGUCAACGUAGGUAUCGCCACCGCGUGCAACUCUACAGCAAAUCUAGACGGUCAGUCUUAUUGUAAUGACUUUUCUCUCGAUACGCUGAGCAACAGUACAGAACAAGCCAUGUUUGGUCUACUAGUGGCAUCGAUCAUUGUAGGAUUGCUCGCACUCAUUGUGAUGGUGUUCAACAUCAUAUUCGCGUGCUGCUGCAUAAAUCUUGCGGGGCCCUUUACCGGACUUUUGGUGUUUCUUCAGGGCGCCUGCAUACUCGCUACAAUUUUGACUAUGGGCUUCUAUUACUCCUGGUCUUAUCCGGCUGGCACAUCAUCUAUUGGAGCGGCAUAUAUCGUAAACAUCGUAGCUGUACCUCUAUCGUGGGUUGCAACAGCACUGACCGGCGUGCACCAUUAUAGUCAAAAUGGGCGCGAUGAAGAAAUCAAAGCUUAAAACACUUGUGAUAAAAAAAUAUGAAUAAGGA
Messenger RNA from Sphaeroforma arctica JP610, 659 nucleotides. RefSeq lists its product as hypothetical. The record is from RefSeq and is a predicted model, not a curated record. The transcript has a single exon. The coding region runs from base 95 to 628 and encodes 177 amino acids. Lineage: Eukaryota; Ichthyosporea; Ichthyophonida.